This is a messenger RNA of Zea mays, 1468 nucleotides long. Its product is annotated as ethylene-responsive transcription factor TINY. The coding region runs from base 215 to 979 and encodes 254 amino acids. Lineage: Eukaryota; Viridiplantae; Streptophyta; Magnoliopsida; Poales; Poaceae. The transcript has a single exon. Gene Ontology annotation, biological process: regulation of DNA-templated transcription. Gene Ontology annotation, molecular function: DNA binding; DNA-binding transcription factor activity. The record is from RefSeq and is a predicted model, not a curated record.
GUCUUGGUUCGUCGUCGUCCACCUCUCCCUCUCUCUCUCUCUCUCUCUGCUCUCUCUCGUCUCACCAUCACAGCGGCCAGCUCAGCUGGAACUAGUAGCCAAGCCAAGAAAGUUCCGACGUGCCGAUCGAUCCGCACGUGUGCGCGCACGCCGAUCGCCCGGCUAGCUCGCCGCCAUUGCUAAUUAUAUUCUGCAUCGAUCGACCACUUGUGUAAUGCCGGAGGGAGAUCAGGUGUCGUCGUCGUCGUCCAGGUCCAGCCAGGCGUCGUCCGGGGGAACGUCGUCCUCGCCGCCUUGGUCUCCGGCCGGGAAGAAGGCGGGGGCGGCGGAGAAGCGGGCGCGGGCGCGGGAGACGACGACGGACCCGCCGUCGUCGUACCGCGGCGUCCGGAUGCGGGCGUGGGGGAAGUGGGUGUCGGAGAUCCGCGAGCCGCGCAAGAAGUCGCGCAUCUGGCUGGGCACGUUCCCGACCCCGGAGAUGGCGGCGCGCGCGCACGACGCCGCCGCGCUGGUGGUCAAGGGCCCCGCCGCCGUGCUCAACUUCCCGGACAUGGCCGCGGCGCUCCCGCGGCCGGCCUCCGCCUCGCCGCGCGACGUGCAGGCCGCGGCGGCGCGCGCCGCGGCCAUGGAGAUGGAGCCCGCUGCGGCCCUGCAUGAGCCGCCGGACGGGCCCGCGGACGAAGCCGCCGCAUUGCAGAUGCAGCCCGCCGCCGCUGCUCCGCCAGCGGGCGGGCAGCAGCAGGACGAGGAGCUGGAGGCGAUCGUGGAGCUGCCGCGGCUGGACGAGGACUGCGCCGUGGCCACGCUCGGCGCCACGCCCUGCUUGUCGUCGUCGUUCCACGACGUGCUGGCGCCGGCGCCGUGGUGGGUCGACGACGCCGCAGGAUAUGUAGCUGCGGCGCACGACGUCGACCUGUUUGGUCUGGACGGCGAUCACGGAUGGGCGCAAUCGGUUGGUGCCCUCCUGUGGAACUUGUGAUUACUUUGCUGCUGCUCGUGCUCGAUGGUCUCUGCGUUCUUAGCAAUAACAACAACGAUGACGACGACGACGACUACUACUACUCUGUGUAAUUAACUCCUGAUAAAUGCUAAUCUCCUCUCCUUUCUGAGCGGUCUUCUGCAGAAUAUAAUGUGGAGGUAGAGAUACAGUUGCAACAUGGUAGAGAGAGAGAGAGAGAGUUUAGUUUUCGUUACUAUAGCUCAACAAAACUGGAAAGGAAAAAAGGGUUGCAAGUUGGCGGCGGCCGCUGUGGUACGGCUGAUUAGUGGUGUCCGUCGUCUCUCUUUCCGGCGUACGGUCUUUUCGUUGCCUUUCUGGUCGGAUUUGGACGCUUGUCUUGUGAAUUUGUCUGUAUUUCUUCUCCUUUUUCUUCCUUUUUCUCUCCAAAGGGCGCUGCUAGCUAUUAUCUUGGCCUGCCUGAUCAGUAAGUAGUAAAUGAAAAUGUAGAUGCCUGAAAUUAAUGCAUCA